UCCAUGAAGAAAAGGGCGUGUGGCUGGGAAGGGUGGCGGGUGAAUGAACGGCUGGCAAUGUGCAGAAACAGCACAGAGGGAGCCACUGGGAGAGAGGCGAGGCAGAGGGCAUUCUCUAUCGCCGGUCCUCUCCUUUCUUUCUCAAAAGGCCCUCGCUCUCACUGCCCGCCGCAGGUGAUGCCGCACCAGAGAUAACGGGAGACAGAUCGGUACGAAAGAGGCAGAGAGCGAGGGCUCGGAUGGAGUCUGAGGAAGGGGAGGGGGGGAUUUAAAGGGAACGAACGGGAGGGAGAUUCAGACAGAGCCUACAGAGCGAGAAGAGCGAGGGAAGAGAGCCAGCGCAGAGAGGGAGAAAGAGGCGGCGGAUGGGAGAAGGGGAAGAGGAGAGGAGGCACUGACCGGGAAGCGCGCGCAUGGAACAGGGGAAAACGGCUAUUUCACGUGCCCAGCGUGCAGCACUGAAGAGAGCAACUGUCUGACCGGAUUGUUGGUCAUCUUGGUCAGGGGGGCAUACAGAGACACACACAGGGACGGGCUUGGAUUACAGGGCUGUGUGCAGAGGAUGAACAGGCAAUGUGGGCUCUGUGGCUGUGAUACCCGUCCUCAGACCCCGUAGCUGGCCGCGCCGGUGCUGUUGCAGGCCGUUAGCCUCGCAGCGGCAGCUGAGACAGAAUGAGCUCCAAGCACUCCUCCGACUGGAUUCCCUACAGCACUUUAGACGAUGAGGGUACCACCCUGCGACAGCAGAAACUGGACAGACAGCGGGCGCUCCUCGAGCAAAAGCAGAAGAAGAAGAGACAAGAGCCUCUGAUGGUGCAGUCUAACGUGGAUGGGAGAUCCCGCAACCGACGCACCAAGCAGAGUGAGGAACAGGCCCCACUGGUGGAAUCCUACCUCAGCAGCAACAGCAGCACCAUUUACCACGUGCAAGAAGCUGAACGGGAGGAGGCGGCGGUGAUAUCCGACGCACAGCAGCCUCGCUCGGCCAAAAAGGGCAAAGCCUCGGCCAGCUCCACUCCACAGACAGGAAGUGAGAAGAAAGAGAGGAAGGGGAAACACAAAGCAGCAAUGGACGGCCCCGUCGGCCAGCAGGACAACAGUCAGGUCCAGAUACUGACCGUGGCCCACUCCACCACAGACGAGGGCGAGAUGGAGCCCGUCAUGAGCUGCACUCCGUCGCAGAGUAAGCAGGAUCUGCGAGUCACCAUGCUCAAGAAAGGUAUAUCCAGCAGUAUGAAUUUCGAUGAAGAAGAAGACGACGACGACGAAAUCAGCUCCAGUUCCUCGCAGCUCAACAGCAACACGAGACCAGGCUCCGCCACCAGCAAGAAGUCAUGCAAGGAGGUGGCUUCAGCCACCACUCCGCCAGUCAGCGAACCUGCCAUCGAUGUUGACGACCUGGAGGAGUUUUCACUGCGGCCUGCACCGCAGGGGGUCAGAGUGAAGUGCAGAAUCACCAGGGACAAGAAGGGCAUGGACAGAGGCAUGUAUCCAACCUAUUAUCUUCACCUGGAGAGGGAGGAUGGCAAAAAGGUGUUCCUGUUAGCAGGCAGGAAGAGGAAAAAGAGUAAAACUUCCAAUUACCUCAUCUCCAUUGAUCCCACUGAUCUGUCCCGUGGUGGAGACAGUUUCAUCGGUAAACUGAGGUCAAACCUAAUGGGAACCAAGUUCACUGUAUACGACAGCGGUCAGAACCCCAUGAAGAGCACCACCAGCCUCGAAGCAAGCAACCUGCGCCAGGAGCUAGCAGCCAUUUGCUAUGAAACCAAUGUACUCGGUUUCAAAGGACCUCGCAAAAUGAGUGUCAUCAUUCCUGGAAUGAACAUGGACCACGAGCGAGUGUCUAUUCGCCCACGGAACGACCAUGAGUCACUGCUGGCCAGGUGGCAGAACAAGAACACAGAGAGCGUGAUUGAACUUCACAACAAGACGCCCGUGUGGAACGAUGACACACAAUCCUACGUGCUUAACUUCCACGGAAGAGUAACGCAGGCCUCCGUGAAGAAUUUCCAAAUCAUUCACGACAACGAUCCUGACUAUAUCGUGAUGCAGUUUGGCCGUGUUGCAGAAGACGUCUUCACAAUGGACUAUAACUACCCAAUGUGUGCCCUGCAAGCCUUUGCCAUUGCUCUCUCCAGCUUUGACAGCAAGUUAGCCUGUGAAUAGACCCCAGGAGGAGAGGGAAGGGGUCAUCUUUCUUCAAGAGCUUUCAAUGAACCCCCGGGACUGGUUUGCGAUCUCCAAAUCACCCAGUAGCUUGGAAGUACUGCAUUUUCCAAAAUAUUUUGUGGGCCUCAAGUUUUAUGUUUAUGUAUAUGUCUGAGGGGAAUUGUAGGGGAUCCCAGGAUGGUCUUUGGUCAGUGGAAGAAACAAGCACAAAGAGUGAUCCACUUACAAAAUCUAAUUUGUUGUGAUUUGUACUGUAAUGACACUAUAAAUACCAACACUGUUCUUUUAUGUGGUAGAUCUAGAGAUUUAACAUUUCCUUAUGUAUAAGUUAUAACUAACAGUUACACAUUGGUAAAUUUUAAGAGUUGGCUUGACUUUUAAGAGGUCCACCACAUUGAUAACGCUCAGUCACACACACCAUCAUGCAUGAAUCUUGCUUAUGUAGUUAGUGAGACAAAAGAAAGUGUAUGCACAUCCCGGUAUAUUUAUUUUGUUACGUUUAUACAUUGUGAUUAGUUUUUGCCAUGAUUUGUAACGGUUUCAUCAGUAUUGGCUCCAUGGAGCUUCCAGGCAUUAAUUACAAUAGCAAGAAAGAGAUCCCCUUUUUCACAUGAAUCAAUAAAGUGUUACACAUGAAAAGGGCAAAGGCAUGUUACACAGUUCUGUGUACCACAUACAAAAUUGUGCCACAGUGUCAUAUUUGUGAAUGUAUAGGAUGAUGGUGCACUUUACUUUAAAGUCUGUGAUGGAGGAGUUACAACUGUACAUACUUUAUUGUGCCUUUGAAGACUAAUUCAGUGUUAAAACAUUGGCCGUAAAAUGAAAUGAGCUUGAAUUGGUCUUUGCGCUUUUUUGCUGUUCUCCUUUGCACCGGAGAUAGUAUUUCUCCCAAUUCAGCUGUCUGAUGAUGACUUAAUUUCUAGUAAUAAAUCAUCUUGGUCUGCAAAACUUCCGGGAAGUAGUAUUCCAAAGUUUGCACCAUGGACUACAUUUCAGUUUCUGUCUAUGUGCAAUAUAUUUGAAUGACAAACGCAACAUAAACUAAAGAGAUGAGUGUUUAUUUAUGCCGCACUAUAUUGCAGGCAUACACCAGCUACCCAAGGCACUCAGGCUAAAGUUAGUGCUCACAUCCUCCAAUGUCUACUGAACACUCACUUACUGCCAACCAAAACAGAGUGUGAAUCCCUCCGAGCUUAAACACAAAUUUCAUCCUUUGCUUUACAUCUUUGAUCGCGCUUUUGCUCCUCAGAGGCGGAGAUCAAUACAUUCCUCAUCUGACUGGCAGUAAGUCUCUAUGUCACAUACUGUGCUGUUCACAUUUUUACUCUACAGCUAAAAUGCUAUUCCUCUUAUUUCUUAUGAGAGAUUUUCUUUCACUAAUACGAUUAGCUUUUGUAUUUUAAGACCAUUUAAAGAAAAAAAAAAGAAGCUAAAUGAUGGCAAAGAACAAUCUCUGAUACCGCUAUUGUUACUGUGGGUAAUGAGGAAAUCUUUAUCAAAUGUGCUAUUCUUGUACUCGAUUGUGUUCUAUUUGAAACUUUAUUUCAAACCUGUUGAUACUCUUGCUGUAAAGUCUGCUUUUCAUACAUGUGUCUGGGAACCAGAGGUUCUUUCACUUUCUGUUUUUAGUGCUGUCAUUGUAAUGUACAGUAAACGGUGUACAAUUUACUGUGAUGAUAUCGACACAGUUCUUUGUUAAUGGAAGAAUUAAAAUUUACGGUAAGCCAAACUGUGCUCACUUUUUCCUGGACUUUUGUUAAAUCUUUUCGUGUCAAAUUGAAUUAAAUUCUUCAAUUUCAUGACAAGGCGUUACUU
This is a messenger RNA of Menidia menidia (Atlantic silverside), 3984 nucleotides long. NCBI's taxonomy places the organism in Eukaryota, Metazoa, Chordata, Actinopteri, Atheriniformes, Atherinopsidae. The record is from the annotation of a GenBank genome assembly.